AUGUCUGAGAGGGGAGAAACUGCGAGUAAUCAAUCAGAGCAGGUUCUCAGAGAGCGCUGUGACGCUCUCCAACAGCAGCUCAACGAAGAGUACGACCGAGCUGGGUCUUUGGAGCAGAAAUGCGACAGACUCAAGGACGAGAACGCCCGCUACAAGAACGAGUUCGAAAAACUCAAGCGCGAACGAGAAGACACGGAAUACGCGCUCAAGAAGAGCGAAGAGACACUCGUGGAAGAGCAGAGCACCAUCAAGGCUCUCGAAGCGCGCAAUGUCAAGCUCGACCACGACCUCGCGCUCAAGGAAGCUGCCCUCAAAGACAAAGACAACCAGAACGCCAACCUCGCCGCCGAUUACCAGCAGCUUUAUGCCAAUUACAGCGAUAAGCUCAGCGAGCUCGAUGACACGCGCGUCAAACUCCUAGAGAAAAAGUUGGAGUUCGACGAUCUGCAGGAUCAAUGGUCAACGGACCAGAAACGGAUCGCGGACCUGGAGGAGGCUAUACAAGAACACGAGGACUCCAACCUGGUCGCCGAGCUCGAGAACGAUAUCGCUGGACUCCACGCCAUACAGGAGCAGGACUCCAGGACUAUCAUUGUCAAAGAUGAGCGUAUUAGUCACCUGGAGGGCUUGCUUCAGAAGGAGCAGCAGCGCACCCUUCACCACGCCGACGAAGCUGCUCGAACGGCCGCUGCCUCUCCAGUCGACGACCAAAGGCAUAUCGGCAGCUUGGGAGGCACACUCGAAGAUGAAUUCUCUAGCCUAAUGCUCGACGAGAGCGACUUUAUCGACUGCGAGCCCAGCGAAUACGAGCUUGAAAUACCGUCCUUGUCCGCCAUUCACGUAGCUGCCAGCGUUACGCCUGUUGUUGCACGUGUACCUGAGAGCCAGAUCGAUAUAAGCCAGGCCGCCAGCGUGGAGCCUCGCAACCCAGCCCCCGCACUGCCAUGCUCUAUCGUUGUCAACAAGGCUGGCAGCACUGAGCCCGUGGCUGUCAAGACGUCUAUACACGCCAUUGCUGUAAGCAAUGCCGCCAGUGUCGAACCCCGCGAUCCAAUGCCACCGCCGCCGUCCACCAUCGACGUCAGCGAGGCCGCCAGCACCGCGCCUAAAGCCGUGAGGGUGCCCGAACAAACAACCGGGUUUUACACGACCUUGAGCACUUCGCCUAUCGAGCCGCCUCGUGUUCAACUCUCCUUGUGCGACGUGCAAGAUAUUGUCAGCUUUGCGCCUGACCAGCCUGCUAUUGCGCCUUUGGACUACUCCCCUCAGAAUGCUGCCAGCACUGAGCCUGUCGAGCCCGCUCGUGUUCCCCUCUCUAUUGUCGAUAACGCAGCAAGCACUGAGCCUGUCGAGCCCGCUCGCGCUCAUCUCUCCAUGGUUGAUGUCCAUGACAUCGCUAGCUAUGCGCCCAAACAGCCCACUGGUACACUUCUGCGCCUGCAUGAACAGACUUCAGUCAGCACUGAGCCCGUUGAGCCAGCUCGCAACACCCUCGCUUUCGACGACGUGUACGACGUUGCGAGCUUUGCGCCCAAGCGGCCUGCGUCUGUUGCCUCGACAAUUUCCAGACACGAGAUUGCCAACUAUGCGCCGAAAGAGCCUAGUCUUCCACUGCUCACUGUGGACGUGACUGAAGCUGCUAGCACGCGUCCGAUUGCCCGUCAGAUCACCAGCGCCGAAUUUUCUACCCAAACCGACGCGCCUGCUACCACCAACAACUUCUCCACUCAGACCGACGCGCCCACAACCACCGAUCUUGCUAUUCAGACCGACGCGCUUGUUAUUACGACUGCCAAGCCUAACAACCAUAUCAUCCCCGUUGUAGUCACUCGCGAAAUCAUACCUGUCGAGCAGACUCUUCCCAAGCCCGAACCAGAGCGUCCGAAUACUACGACCGAAGCUCAGGCGCAUACAAACAAUGACACUGCCGAAGAACGUGUAAUAGCUAAGACAUCGCCUGUCAUGGCUACACGGGCUAAAAAGGCUCGAUUCGCAGGCUGGAUUCCCAUUUUGUCCACUGUGCUUUUCGCGGUCUGGUCACUCAUACUCCAAGCCGAGCUGGCUACCUGGAAGAAUGCGAACGGAGUCGGUUUCGGCGGUGGCCAUGGUAACGUAGCUAGCCGCAGUGGUGCUCACGGUAACGGUCGUGACCUCUUCGGUGACAUUCCCAUCGGCAUGAACAUUGGCAAUUCGUGGGUGUCGGAGCAGAUUGCGCAACGCAUGUCUGUGGCCAUGUCAUUCCUCGAAGAUUGGGUUGGCAUUGUAAACGAGCCCAUGUACUGA
Molecule: messenger RNA, 2283 nt
Organism: Alternaria alternata
Lineage: Eukaryota; Fungi; Ascomycota; Dothideomycetes; Pleosporales; Pleosporaceae
Exons: 3
Coding region: 1-2283 (760 amino acids)
Source: RefSeq, a predicted model, not a curated record